Messenger RNA from Cylindrotheca closterium, 633 nucleotides. The record is from the annotation of a GenBank genome assembly. NCBI's taxonomy places the organism in Eukaryota, Bacillariophyta, Bacillariophyceae, Bacillariales, Bacillariaceae.
AUGAAGAUUACUGCCAUUAUUGCUACAGCCUUGGUUCUACCCAGCUACGGAUUCGUUGUCCCAUCUACUACCCCUCGCACCAACAGCUUCCUUGCCAUCUCCUACCUUGAUGAAUUGGAACUUUCCUCCCCAGCCGCAGAGGCAACCCGCCCCAUGACUAAUUUCCCUAACGAAGAUGCUGAGACCAUUGCUCUCGCCAACCAACUAGGUAUUGAUGACAAUGUUGUUCGCAACGAAUACGGAAGAUGGUUGGCCCGUUACAACAAGAACUUUGACAUCACCCGUUAUUCCCAAUUCAAGAAGAACUGGUUGCAACAAUUCUCUCAUGACGUCAAGUACGGAAAAUUCUACACUCUCAAUGAAUUCGGAGACUGUUCAGAAGAGGAAUACCGUCAAAUGAUGAGCAAGAUGGAGACUCCAGCAGUUGUAACACCAGCUGCUGAAGCAACAAUCACAAAGAAGGCCAAGAAGACUCGAGGACCAUCCACGCAACCAAAGCCAGCUUUUGUUAUGGCAGUCAAUUCCUGCACCAACCUUUUCAAGAAGAACAUCGCCAAGUUCGUAGACAUUAGCGGGGGGUUCCGCAAUCUUUCUGAAUUGGGGGUUUCCUACAAGAAGGGAAAGAAGAACUAG